Messenger RNA from Morchella importuna, 360 nucleotides. RefSeq lists its product as uncharacterized. The transcript has 4 exons. Lineage: Eukaryota; Fungi; Ascomycota; Pezizomycetes; Pezizales; Morchellaceae. The record is from RefSeq and is a predicted model, not a curated record. Bases 1 to 360 code for a protein of 119 amino acids.
AUGCCUCCCCCCGCCCCCCAUCUCCCCUUCAAGGUCCACGAAACCGUCAAACUACUCCUCACAGAGCCCGAACUCAGCAUCUACAAACGCCGACACAUCAUCUGCAAAAUCGACGAAAUCAACCCCUCGCACACCCGUGUCCAACUCAUCAGCGGAUGGGGGGUCAUCGACGAGUGGUUCCCCCUUGACAGGGUGGUGGCUGCGGAGGAUAUGUUCUUCAAUCCGGUGAAGGGCGCAGCGUACAUCAAACUAGACCUGAGGAGGGCAUUGAUGCAGGAUCGAAGUUAUGGGUUUCGGAAUGGAUCACACUCUGAGACAUGUACCAACUAUGAAGAUGAUGCUGUCGAUCCUGCUGCCUAG